CAAUUUUUUUUUUCUUCUUCUUCUUCGUCAGUUCUCUGUUGUUGUUGUUGUUGUUGUUGUAAUUGGUCUGUGAUUUUUCUUAUUAGAUCUCGAAUCGUUACUAGUGAAACCUAGGUUUUAGGGUUUUUUUCAGUAAUGUCGAAGAUCUCACAGUCUGGUUACGGUGCUAUCCCUUCUUCUAUCGCUUCCGCUUCGACUUCGAGCUCUGGGAUCGAGUUUAUUUCUCGGGCAAAAGUUAGAGGAAGAUCCAUUAUAUCGACGCGGCGUCCAUGGAGAGAACUCGUAGAUCUAUCUUGUUUUGGGCGCCCGUAUAGUUUCGGGGAAGCGAUGGUCCGUAUCAAGCGGAAUCUCUACUAUUUUCGAGUCAAUUACACCUUUUUCACGUUGCUGAUACUGUUCUUGAGUCUUCUGUGGCAUCCGGUUUCGAUGAUUGUCUUUCUGGUUGUGUUUAUUGCUUGGUUCUUUCUUUACUUCUUUCGGGAUGAGCCGCUGGUUGUGUUUAACCGGACUAUUGAUGAUCGUGUGAUUCUGGUUUUAUUGAGUUUGGUUACGAUUGUUGCCCUUGUUUUGACUCAUGUCGGAUUGAAUGUUUUGGUUUCGCUUAUUAUUGCAAUUGUGAUUGUUGCUCUGCAUGCCGCCUUUAGGACAACCGAAGAUCAGUUUUUGGAUGAGCAGGAAGCCAUUGAUGGAGGAUUACUUUCUGUUGUUGGAAGUCCGACUCCGACUCCGAUGAGAACGACUUACGGUCGUGUUUGAAUUUGUUGAAUAGUUAGUUCUCUUGUUGUGCACUGGUGGCCAGGAUGUUGUGUGGCAAUUGGGCAGUUGGGGAAUUGUUGGAUUUGAAGCUGAAGCGACUGCCAUUGAGUUAUGUUCUGAUGAUGCGGGGGAAAGGUUCUUCAAUGGUGCUGUAAAUGGUUUGGGUUCAAAGAGAUGUGAGCCUCUGGGUGCAUUUCUAUUCUGGCCGGAAAGUACAUCCCAAAGGAAGUGAUUUGUAACUGUUUCAUUCUAGCUUCCUGUAGAGCAGGUCAGGUUACAUUUGCUCGAUCUUGUAUUUGUUCUUUCUUUGUUUUCCGAGUCGAUUUUGUGCUUUGAUGUAGUUCUUUCGAUAUUUUUGUAAAUUCUAAAUUUGCACGUUGAUAGUAUUUUAGUCAUCUGGAGCAAAAUUUACUCUCUUAA
This is a messenger RNA of Macadamia integrifolia, 1176 nucleotides long. Its product is annotated as PRA1 family protein F2-like. The record is from RefSeq and is a predicted model, not a curated record. The transcript has a single exon. Gene Ontology annotation, cellular component: Golgi apparatus; endoplasmic reticulum. The coding region runs from base 136 to 756 and encodes 206 amino acids. Gene Ontology annotation, biological process: vesicle-mediated transport. Lineage: Eukaryota; Viridiplantae; Streptophyta; Magnoliopsida; Proteales; Proteaceae.